AUGCGACUUCUCCCGAGGCGAGCCCUCGCUCACGAUCUUUCUCCGGGCCUCACAUGCCGUACUUACCGGCUGCAACGGCGCCAAUAUGCGACUUCGCUUUCUCCUCCCCCACCGCCUCUUUCCGGAUACACAUCGUUGACUUCACGAAGGCUCAUAUCCGUCACCGGCCCAGACUCAGCAAAGUUUCUGCAGGGAAUUGUGACUGCCAACGUGACCACGAAGGACGGAAAACCGAGGAGUGAUGGAUUCUAUGCCGCUUUUUUGACUGCGACUGGCAGAGUACUUUACGAUGUGUUCAUCUACCCGAAUCACAAUACUUCAGGAGCUUCGGCCGAGGAGCCAGGAUAUCUGAUUGAAGUUGAUGCAGACCAAGCGUCGACGCUCGCCAAACAUAUCAAACGCUACAAGCUCAGAGCAAAGCUAGCCGUUCGCUUAUUGGAAAAUGAUGAGGCGACAGUUUGGCAUGCGUGGGACGACUCAAAUUCUGCGAACUCUAACUCAAUCGUCAAGCCGGCCAACUUUUCUCUCCAGGAUCCAAGAGCCCCCGGUCUGGGGUAUCGGCUACUGCAACUGGAUCAGCACCCUCCCCAGUUCGAUCUCGAACCAAGCACUCAGGAAGCUUACACAAUACGAAGAUACUUAAAUGGUAUUCCCGAAGGUCAGGAUGAGAUAUCUCGAGAGCAUGCUCUUCCUCAGGAAACGAAUAUGGAUAUUAUGAAAGGAAUCGAUUUCCACAAAGGCUGCUAUGUUGGCCAGGAACUUACAAUCCGCACCAGACAUCGUGGUGUAGUUCGCAAACGAAUUCUGCCCUGUGUAGUCUACGAAACGGAGCAUGCACCGCCGACAACACUUCAGUAUCACGCGGACGAUAUAACGUCUUCUCUUGAGAGUGUGACUGCAGACAUGAUACCACGAGACACAAGCAUCGGACGAUUUGAGAAAAGAGGUCGAAGCGCCGGCAAGUGGCUCAAGGGUGUGGGAAACAUUGGGCUCGGGCUGUGCCGCCUCGAGAUCAUGACUGAUGUGACACUGCCGGGAGAUGCGGCGUCGGGGGCUUUCAACCCCGAGGACGAGUUUGUCCUAGAUUGGGGCGAGGAGGAAAGCCGCAAUAGAGUAAAGGUUAAGGCUUUUGUGCCGGGGUGGUUGAGAGAAGGUCUUGAUGCUGAGAAUCAGCGAAAUGAAAAGUAG
This is a messenger RNA of Fusarium mangiferae, 1188 nucleotides long. RefSeq lists its product as uncharacterized. The record is from RefSeq and is a predicted model, not a curated record. Bases 1 to 1188 code for a protein of 395 amino acids. The transcript has a single exon. Gene Ontology annotation, molecular function: protein binding. Lineage: Eukaryota; Fungi; Ascomycota; Sordariomycetes; Hypocreales; Nectriaceae. Gene Ontology annotation, cellular component: mitochondrial matrix.